AAGGCACAUUUACCAAGGGGCUGCCUGCCUGCCGGCCCAGCAGCAGCAGACGCCCAGGUAAUCCAGAGGAGCCCCAACACUCAGACAACGUCAGAAACGCAUGAGGCAUGAGGCACACAUCGCGUCUUGGGUUCCGGCGGCGGCGUCUGGGUAGUGGCGUUCCACGGCACUGGUCCCAUGAUUGGCGAUGCGAGGGGGGACCUGAUGGCCGAUCCUGGAGCAAGGAAACAGCACGGCGGGGUAUGUAUCCAGAAGGACAGAAAGAGAGUGCCGACAAGACAGGACAUGACAGCAUAGCCAUGUCGCAUCGCGCACAUUGUGCUCUAAAAACCACCCAGCGUUUCUGGCGCAGCAGGGCCUCCCCCGCCAGGCGGCCCAUCACCAGAUCUCCAGGGGCCUUGGUGGUGGGAAGAAGGUGGUGGGCGGGCCAAGGGUUUUUGUAAAUAACGUCCCGUCCGGGGCCCAUGGAUUGGGUUGGCUUCGAUGGGGUCCGUCGGGCUUCCAUGGACGCCAGCCCUUGUCCUUUCUUCUUCUUGAACCUCCUCCUCCUCCUCCGUCUUCCUCCUCCCUCCGAUCCUCCCAGCCAGGUGACCUCGUGUUGCACCAGACACCGCGCUGGCCGACGUCGCAGUUGGCUGCACGCCUGCAUCGCCGCCAAAGAAACGCAGCUGCCCACCUCCUCCACCCCGUCCGCCCCAGCACGACGCCAGCUGCCCCGAAGAUCGCUGCUCGUUUUCGUCGUCUCUCCCUGCCCAUCGAGAUUUUGGCGCCAGCCACGCUUGCAUAAGGCCUUCAUGCAUAACAGCCUACGAGGAAGGAAAGAGAAUAAAAAAAAGAAAAAGGGGAAAAAGCUGGAGAAACCCCGGGUUUCCCGUCCCCCAAACCACCCAUCCCCCCCAAUCUUUCGUUCCACACAUCGCUCCGACCACCCACUCGUGGAAUCCAAGCGCCCUCCCCUAGCACGUCACACAGGAAACAGAAAACGCAGGGGCGCCACCCGACUGGCCCCCUUUCAGCCACCACUUUUGCCCAAGGGAGAGUUCUGGUUGAUUGACAGUCUGACGUGGAGCACCAAAAGAACGGCACCCCGAGUCAGAGUCAGCAGCGGUCGGGCAGCUGCUCCAAUCGCCAAAACAGGCAAGGCCGUGGGGGGGCAAACUUCAGCUGACAGCCCGCAGCCUUUGGGGGAAAGAAACACACCGUCUCACUGGCAGCUAACGUCAGUCAAAUCUGGGGUCUGGGGAGACGGCAAGUUCGGGCCACAGGGGUCGGUCGGUUGUCUCGGGCACCUGCGCCACGGUGACACAGGCCCUGUUCGAACCCAAGGAACAAUAAAAAGCACGAGCCAUGGCGCCUCGCAAUCCAGAACCUCGCCCGCCGCUCCAUCAGCACUACCACCACCUACUCCAGGCCCAGGAGCAGCAACCGCUGCUGCAGCCUCCACUGCAUCUCCAAUCGCCACAACAACACCUCCAGCUGCCCCCGGAGCAUCAACAGCAGCUCCUUCUGCGCCCGACCUUCCCCAGGCUCUGGUCCAGGCUUUCCUACGUCUCCAAGCGCUCGUUCCGCUCCCACUCGUCGUCCUUCGAGGCCGACGACGAAUUCUCCGACUCGGACAUGGAGGACGGCUCCGCCGACCAGGGAGCCCGCCGCCGCCGCCAUGGCGCGUUCGGCGGCCCCGCCCGCUACCCCAACGAGGACACCCGGCCGACGAGCCCCAAGGAGCUGGCCGGCUGGUACAUGUACUCGUUCGCCGCCGAGACCUACGUCAUCUGUGCCAUCGGCUCCUUCAUCCCCAUCCUGCUCGAGAGCCUGGCCCGCGAGAACGGCGUGCUCAUCAAGGACCGGACGACACCCUGCAAGGCGAGCUACGAGAAGGGCGCGGCCGGCGGCGACGCAAAGGGCAGUCAGUGUGUCGUCAACGUCCUCGGUGUCGAGAUCAACACGGCCUCAUUCGCCAUGUACACUUUCAGCGUCAGCGUGCUGCUGCAGGCCCUGCUGGUCGUCAGCAUCAGCUGUGCCGCCGACCACGGCAACUACCGCAAGAAGCUGCUGCUGAUCUUUGCCGGCAUCGGCAGCGCCAGCGUCAUGGCCUACAUCUUCGUCACCAAGCAUGUCUACCUGCUGGGCGCCGUCUUGGCCAUCAUCUCCAACACCUCGUUUGGCGCCUCUUUCGUCCUCCUGAACUCGUUCCUGCCAUUGCUAGUGAGGCACCACCCGCGCCGCGAGUUUGCCGAGGCCACCGCUGCCCUCACCCCAGAUCUGGACCCGUCGCCCGGGUCCCAGCCCCUGUCCCAACCCCUAUCCGCAGCCACAGAUGCGGCCCCGCACGGCGACGACGGCGACGAGUCCGAGGCCCUGCUCGACUCAACUGCAGCCCUUCUGCGCGAGAACGGGUUGACGCGGGUCCGCACGCGUGAGGACCUCACCUCGAUCGAACUCCAGCUGUCGACCGAGAUAUCCGGCAAGGGCAUAGGGAUUGGCUACUGUGCAGGCCUGUUCGUCCAGUGCGUCGCCAUCCUGAUUGUGUUCCGGCUCAAGAACUCGACGUGGUCUCAGCGCCUCGUCCUGCUCUUCGUCGGCACCUGGUGGGCCGCCUUCACCAUUCCCGCUGCCAUGUGGCUGCGGCCCAGGCCCGGCCCGCCCCUGCCCGCCGCCGCAGUCUUUUCGUCAAAGAAGCGCGGCGGUGGCGGAAUCCGCGACAGCCUGCGUGCCUGGAUCGCCUACACGGCGUAUGCGUGGCGGGCCCUGUUCCGCACCGUGUCGCUUGCGCGUCAGCUCAUCGACAUCGUGCUGUUCUUGGCUGCCUGGUUCCUGCUCUCCGACGCCAUCGCAACCACGUCGUCGACCGCCAUCCUGUUCGCCAAGACGCAGCUGCGCAUGGAGCCCUGGGCCCUGGCCAUGAUCAACGUCAUCUCGACCGUGGCCGGCAUCGCGGGCGCGCUCUCGUGGCCCCCCGUGUCCCGCAGGUUCGGCCUCCGCCCGCACCAGACCAUUCUGGCCUGCAUCGCUCUCUUCGAGCUGAUCCCGCUCUACGGCCUCGCCGGCUACCUGCCCUUUGUGCGCCGCUGGGGGGUUAUGGGCCUGCAGCAGCCCUGGGAGAUGUUCCCCCUCGCGGCCGUGUACGGCUUCGUCCUCGGCGGCCUGAGCGGGUACUGUCGGUCGCUGUACGGUGAGCUGAUUCCCCCGGGGUCCGAGGCGGCCUUUUACGCCCUCUACGCCAUCACCGAUAAGGGCUCGAGCGUCUUUGGUCCGGCCAUAGUUGGUGCCAUCAUCGACGCAACCGAGGAGAUCAGGCCCGCCUUCUGGUUCUUGGCCGUCAUGGUCGGCCUCCCCGCCCCACUCAUCUGGUUCAUCGACGUCGAUCGGGGCAAGGCCGAGGGCGAGAGGCUUGCCGAGGUCAUUGAGGGCUUCAAGGCCGAGGGAGAAGAAGAGAGCGAUGAAGAUACACACAGCCAAGGCUACGACGAGGACGAGCUGGAGAAUGACCGACGAGGCCCCAUUCUAGGGGGGUAUGAUGAACGUGACGACGGUCUGGCCGAGAGUGGGCCGAGGCGGUAGUGGGUGCGGGCUUGGGAGAACAUGCUCGGUCUGCCAUCACCCUCUAAUCUGGAAUUUGGAUACAUAUUGAAUCUUUUGGUGUUUGUUUUUGUUUAAGCAUAGCGACGGCGCUCGGUUAUCCCAGUUCAAUAUAGCUCCCUCUAUCAUUGCUGGCUUGCUGGCAACCUCGAUGCGCUGUCGUGGCUCCAAAGGGAACAGGAAUGCUAGGCUGAGCCAAGGAAGGCGUUUCGACCUAGCGUCCAAAAGCGCCAAGGGUUCCUAGAGAUCAAUUGGUAUCGGCCAAGCUAUGUAAAUCAGGCAAGCUCAAGCGCCGUCCAAUCGGACUUGAGCCCCUCCUUCCACCAACGAUACUGUACAUAUAGGUGUCCAGGAUCACGAACACUAGUGCGGUGGAGCAAGAUACAUUUUCUUCCUUAGAAAACCAAGCCAAACUGAUGUACCACCAAGAUCCACCGCACUAGUGUUUAUGAUCCUGGACACCUGUACAUGUGGGUUAUGUAAUCAGCCAG
Messenger RNA from Gaeumannomyces tritici R3-111a-1, 4070 nucleotides. Its product is annotated as autophagy-like protein 22. The transcript is spliced from 2 exons. Lineage: Eukaryota; Fungi; Ascomycota; Sordariomycetes; Magnaporthales; Magnaporthaceae. The record is from RefSeq and is a predicted model, not a curated record. Bases 1348 to 3561 code for a protein of 737 amino acids. Gene Ontology annotation, biological process: amino acid transmembrane export from vacuole.